Messenger RNA from Rotaria sp. Silwood1, 450 nucleotides. The record is from the annotation of a GenBank genome assembly. Lineage: Eukaryota; Metazoa; Rotifera; Eurotatoria; Philodinida; Philodinidae.
AUGUCUGGUAUGGGAGUUGGUUUUGUUGUGCCAGUCAUUGUAUCAAGUUUCACUUAUGGUGUUAUUUGGUAUCGUGCUCGACAAUCAACACGACGCAUCGGAGCUAGAGAAGCAGACAGAACAACAGCGUCUAUGCCAAAUGCGAAAUGUGAAAUAAAACUGGUUCGCAAUAUGCUUAUGUUGCUGAGUGUAUUUGUUAGUGGAGGUUCACCAUUUGUGUUUCUUGUUCUUUGGCAGAAGAUUGCAUCACAGACUCCACCACCAGAGUCAUUUUAUCUGUUAGCGGUCAAUGUCAAUGCUAUAUCAUUAUGUGUCAUGGUAAUGAUGACUGUUCUCUUCUACAUGAACAAGCAAGUGAAGAGUGCAGUUCUUGCCUAUUUUAACUCUCAACGUCACCGUGAUCAUCCACCACUCAUGCAGCGGUCGACCUUACCAUGUACGAAAAAUUAA